Molecule: messenger RNA, 531 nt
Organism: Racocetra fulgida
Lineage: Eukaryota; Fungi; Glomeromycota; Glomeromycetes; Diversisporales; Gigasporaceae
Source: the annotation of a GenBank genome assembly
AUGUAUGCACCCUCUGCUGACGAUUCAAUGUACACAGAUUCCUCACCAGCAGAAACUAGUAACAACGAAUAUGAAAAUGGUCAACAUGGAAUUGGUGCGGUAAGAAGUAUUCGGGAUAUACUUAAUGCUGAUAGUCAGUCACCUAUUAAACGUGAAGAACCCGAAGUAGAUGUAACUGGUGAAGAACCUUCUGCGACAGAAGACCAACCAUCACCUCUAAAAUUUGAUGAUCAAUUUGGGGAAGUUGUUGACGAAGAAAGAGAUAAAAUACAAAGACUGAAUAUGCGUCAUCCCCAUAAUAAUACUGCCGUUAGAGAUUAUCUAAAUAAAACCGUUGUACCUAGCAGAUAUUUAAUUGAUCAUUGUCAACAUGAUCAUACUAAAGACGAAUAUGGUUCAGAAAUGCGAAUAAAACAUGAAGAUACUGAUGAUUGUGAACGAGCAACAACCCGACAGAAACAAAGAAGAGAUAGUAAUUCAAGUUUGGACGUAGGUUCAGAAAUGGAUGUUGAUAUGAUAUUGAAUCCUUAA